AUGGAACAAAAUACCAUUUUGUCAAGUCAGCAGAUCCCCUUAGCUGACUCAAAGAAGCCCUUGUUCAGUGAGCUCUGUCGCUUCCUGGAGAUUGUCGCGAAAGAAAAGGGCGACGCGAAAAAAAGAAAACUAGAUAGUUACCUCAAAAACUGGAGACGAAGAUACGGAAAUGACCUCUAUCCAAUCUUGCGAUUAUUGGUUCCGCACCUGGACAAAGAAAGGACGAGCUAUGGUAUGAAGGAAAAUGUCAUCGCAAAAAUAUACGUGGGAGUUUUGGGAUUAUCAAAAAAUUCGACAAAUGCUGAACGAUUGAUUCACUGGAAGAUGCCUGGUAGCAAUAAGAAUAGAACGGCGGGUGACUUCGCAUCAAUAGCAUUUGAAGUGAUUGCACCGCGAUCCACCGUUAUCGGACAUGGAAAGAUGUCAAUUGACGAUGUGAACAAUCAGCUGGACAUCCUGAAUGCUGCUACUGGCCAUCAAGAGUACAAAAAUGUUAUUCGUCAUUUCUUUGCCAAUUACACCGCCAUAGAGCAAAAAUGGAUCAUUCGAAUCAUCCUAAAAGCACUUAACGUUGGAUUAAGCGAGAAAUUGGUGUUUCAAAUGUUUCAUCCGGAUGCAUCGACGUUGUUCAACGUGUGCAGUGAUCUGAGAAAGGUGGCUCGCGAUUUGCAAGAACCUCACACGAGGUUAUCCUUAUCAGAAAUAACGGUUUUUCAUCCCUUUAAGCCCAUGCUUUCGAAACCAGUAGCCAUUCAGAACAUCAUAAAACAGAUGAAUGGAAGUUUUUGGAUAGAAGAAAAAUUAGAUGGUGAAAGAAUGCAACUGCAUAUGAAAGACGGAAGGUUCGAAUAUUAUUCAAGAAAAGCUACACAGUAUACGUACAUGUACGGACCAAAUAAAUAUGAGGGGUCGCUGACGCGAUAUAUUUACGAUUCGUUUAAUCCAAGGGUCACGGAAAUCAUCCUCGACGGAGAGAUGAUACCAUAUGAUUCAAAUUCGGACAUUUGUAUGCCCUUUGGUUUUUUGAAGCCAAUCGCCGCGGACCAAUCCGUCAGCGAGUAUAGAAGCACGUAUCCUUUAUUUGUUGUGUUCGAUGUCGUUCUUAUCAACGGAAAGAUGAUUAUCGAUCAACCUUUGGAAAGACGGCGCGAGUGGCUCAGAUCCUUAAUCACCGACAAACCAGGACAUCUCAAGGUGCUCGGACAUAAAGUGGGAAGGGAAAUGAAAGACUUGUCGGAGGCAUUAGAUGAAGCCAAUAUGAAAAGGCAAGAAGGGAUAAUUAUAAAAAAGCCCACAAGCAAUUAUGUUCUCAACGAACGAACCGACGAUUGUAUCAAAGUCAAAUUGGAUUAUUUGGAUACGCUCGGGGAUAGCUUUGAUUUAUUAUUGGUUGGUGCGAAUUACGGUCAUGGAAAACGAUCAAAUUUGUUUGGUAGUUUCAUGUGUGCUUUGAGAGAUAGUAACGCGCCUGACGAUGAACCAAGGUUCUUAACAUUCUGUCGAUUCGGCACUGGAUUUACAAUGAAAGAGGGUGAACAGUUGAAAAAUCUCGAUGGAUGGACGCGUUUUGAUCAAGAUAAUGUUCCAGAUUGGCUCAUGCUGGGUCGUGACAAGCCGCAGAUGAUAAUUCCACCAGAAAUGUCAAUUGUGGUUCAAGUGAAAGCGGCAGAAAUAAUACCCACAAAUAUGUUUGCGGCAGACUUUACACUUCGAUUUCCGAGAUUCGAAGUGGUCCGUGACGAUAAGGAUUGGAGGUCUGCCACCAGUUUCGAAGAAAUGACGAAUCUUAGGCUUCAGGCGGUAAGUCAUUCUCAAUCAAGGAAACUGACCGAGAGCGAUAUGACAAACUUAAGAUCUGCCAGGAGAAAGAUCCGGACGGUUCGAAGGAGAGUCGGUUUGUUGGAAACAUUUGUUUCUUUGGAUUCCACAGUGGAGAACAAAUCGGAUAUAUUUAAGGGCAUAGAUUUUCAUAUAGUUGUUAAAGAUUUUGACAAAUCUGAUUUGGAACGAAUGAUCAAAGAGCAUGGCGGAAGGUUUUUCCAACAUCCUGAUGCCUCAUCGGACCUACGUAUCAUUGCGGAUUUGCAGACCACUCGAGUGAAUAAUAUAAUCAAGUCAGGAAAGCAUGAUGUCGUGCAUCCGCAAUGGAUUUUGGAUUGUGUGGAUACGAUGAAAACCAUACCCUUGAGUCCAAAGUAUAUGUUGUAUACUUCCGAAUCUACGAAACGAGAGUUUAUCACGAGGAUGGAUAAAUUUGGUGACAAUUAUACAGAUCUUGUCGACAUCGAUUCUUUGAAAGAGAUUUUUGAGAUGAUUCCCACCGACGAAGGGACCCCCGAGACCGAUAAUGAAAGAGAAAGAAAGCGUCGUCGGUUGGGCGACGACAUUGAAAGACGAUACUUUAAGGACAAAGGAUUACCGAAUGGUCUGUUUAGACAUCAUGUGAUAUACAUUGACUAUCCACCCUUGAGAAAUGAGAAUGAUGCGAUCGACGGUUUGUGGGCUUUGCAAGAAGGGUGCCGUGACAGGUUGAAGCUCAUCGAAUCUAUCCUUCGAUAUCACGAUGCACAUAUUACAAGCAAUUUCCGCUCAAACAGGAUCACACAUGUGAUCUUUGAUGAGCAAGAUCUGAGUCGCGUUAGGGAACGAAAUGAUUAUUAUAUCAGUCGAGGUAGGAAUCCACUGCCACAAUUUGUACGAUCAUCGUGGGUAACAGAUAGCGAAAACAUUGGUGCACUAUUACGGGAAAAAGGAAUGUACCUUAAAAUCUUUUUACCAAAUGAAACGAUUCUCAUGUGUGUGAAGCAUCCAAUAAUGAUAAUUUUUCUUAACAGAUUACGACCCUUUGAGUUUGAUGGAAGUCGUUAUUGA
This is a messenger RNA of Acaulospora morrowiae, 2871 nucleotides long. NCBI's taxonomy places the organism in Eukaryota, Fungi, Glomeromycota, Glomeromycetes, Diversisporales, Acaulosporaceae. The record is from the annotation of a GenBank genome assembly.